Messenger RNA from Halteromyces radiatus, 489 nucleotides. RefSeq lists its product as uncharacterized. The transcript has a single exon. NCBI's taxonomy places the organism in Eukaryota, Fungi, Mucoromycota, Mucoromycetes, Mucorales, Cunninghamellaceae. The record is from RefSeq and is a predicted model, not a curated record. The annotation marks the transcript as partial.
UUUUUUUUUGAUAUGUGGGUAACUUCUUUCUUUUCUCUUCUUUCUUUUCUUUAUAUUGACUUUAAAGUUUUAGUAUAUCAAUUAGUUAUUUUUUUUAUAUAUAUAUUUAUUCUAACAACAUGUCAAUGUAACCGAUUCUUUUUUCUUAUUAUAUUUCUCAUAAUAUACUUUUUUUUUUGGAUGUAUUUUUCAUUUUUUAUACAAUUGCAGAAUACUUUAAUAUGAUUGGAUGAUAUGUAAUGAUGAUGAUAGGAUAACAAUGGAUAUUUUCAAUGAUCAUCAUAGGAAACAACGGGAAUGCAUUAAAGCCAUCAUGAUUAUUUCUGAUAUAUCUUGUUCUUUCAUUCAACAAGUAAUGACAGAUAACCCACUUGUAAUGCGAAAAAUCAAGGAUGAAAGCAGGUUUAUCUAGUAUGAGCGAAAUAAUUGACCAUGAAUAGGAGCAAUAACAAGUGUCAAUGCUAGUACGAUAAUAAAGUUUAGCAUUUG